This is a messenger RNA of Paramuricea clavata, 4960 nucleotides long. The record is from the annotation of a GenBank genome assembly. NCBI's taxonomy places the organism in Eukaryota, Metazoa, Cnidaria, Anthozoa, Malacalcyonacea, Plexauridae.
UUUAAAUGGUUCAACGGGCCCAAUAACGAUCGGUACAACAACCUAUCUCUUAAGACGUUUCUUUGUUAUCUAACAUCUCUGAGCGAAAAUGAAUUUGAAAGUAUUUUCGAAAAAAUUGAAAAAGAACCCCAGAAAGCAAUUUUUAUUUUUGAUGGUUUGGACGAAAGUGAUGACGACCUGAAAACCCGCUGGGAUGAAUUAGAUGGAAUUCCAAACAAUCCUAAUCAUCCUACGUCCGCAAUGACUUUAUUCAUGAAACUAGCUAAAGGUUCACUUUUACAAGGAGCAACGGUUCUAGCAACAAGCAGACCAAAUGUAGAUCAUACUCACUUAUCGUACUGUUUUGAUCGACGUGUUACGAUUAUUGGCUUCAAUUCAGAUAAAAUUAGAGAAUAUGUCUACAAAUUUUGUUCCACUAUUGGCAAAAGUGACCUUGCAGAAAAAAUAUGGAAAGACAUCACAGUGUGCGAUUUGUUAAAUUUUUGCCGUUACAGUCCUAUAAAUUGUUAUUUUGCUGUUCGUGUCAUCCUGCCUCGUCAUGAGGGUGAUCGUCGAAAUGACACUGCUGUUUGUCCAAAUACACUGACUAAAUUUUACGAUAUGGUGGUAGAUCACUUUGUGACAGAUCGCUGCAGAAAUAUGGACAAAACCUCCAUAGAAACAACGAUCAGAAAUCUUCAGAAUCUGGCAUACGAAGGCUUGACUAAGGGACAAUUGUUUUUCAACAAAAAAUGUUUAAAUGAACAAAUGAAAAAAUCUGGUUUAGUGAACAAUUUAUCUGAUCCAAUCUUCCCAACUCAAACACAGUAUUGUUUCAUGCACUUAACCAUACAAGAAUUUCUUGCUGCAAGGCACUUGAUUGAAACAUCACCUGACAAAAUAGAGGAGUUCAUUUCGACUCAUAUUAAAGAUAGUACGGAUGGUACGUGGCAUUUAGUACUUCUCUUUAUUGCUGGACUUUUGGGCGAGAAGGUGUCUGACGGUAACAAUUACAAUGGUUGUUUUUCGGCAUUUACAAACGGGCUAACUGUACGUGAUGCUGAACUUGAGCUUUCGAGUUACGGUAGCGUGGUUGCAAUGAAAUGUUUAAAGGAAGUGGAUGACGAAAACAUUGUUAAGGAUGUUUGCGAAAAAACUUUGUUACAAAAUGUUAGGAAGAUUAAUUAUGAUCCAUCGAAGCCGAAGGGAGGAUAUCUUAGCACAAGUGACUGGGCAGCAGUGACUUUCGUUUGCAAACAUUUGGACAAUUUAAAACAUUUAAAACUACGAAAUUUCUCAUUUUCAAAAUUCCUGGAGACGUUUCCGGCAGGAUAUUUUCUUUCGCAAGUUAGUGAACUACUGCAACAAAAAUGCAUAGAAAGUCUACACUUGCUUGACUAUUCUCCUGGUAGUGAACUUGCAGAAAGACAACUAAUCAGCGCAUUGAUGGAGUGUACAUUGAACCACGAACACAAUCUUAGUCACCUUGCGCUUGGUACUAUGGCCAUGACCGAUGAAUGCGUAUCAAACAUAUGUGCAUUGAUUGAAAAGGGACAUGCAAGUCAUCUUAAGAAGCUCGCUCUGUGGGGUGUAAAUGCAAAAACUUCAUCUGAAAUAUUUUCUCAACUCUGUAACGUUCUUAAUGACGGAUAUUGCAGAGAACUUACAGAUCUGAUAUUAGAUGGUCAUCCAGUUGGUCUUGACGGUGUGCAAACAUUGUGUAGUGCUCUAAUGAAUGGACGUCUUAAGAAGCUUAAUAUGUUGUCUCUUCAAUCUUCUUCAUUAACUUAUCCUUGUGUAGAGUGUCUGUGCAAGACCGUGCUGGAUGGGAACUGUAAGCUUACUACACUUAUACUAAGUGGAAAUAUGUUUACUGAAGAAGAAAAAAUCAAGCUUCGUGAUGUAGAAAUACAACUGAAAGUUGUAAAGCCAGGCGCUGAAAUUAUUUUGGUUGAGUAACUUCCUAAUGCAGAGAUACAUAUUCAAAAUUUAUAAGCACAUUUUCUCUGAACCGAACUUGUUCAACAAUCAUUGUUAUCUGUUUGAAUAAUUAGUACCUAUACCUUCGCCCCGGUUCGAUGCAGUUUUGAUGGAAAAUCGAGGAUUUAUUUAGAUCCGUAUUUUUGGACAAUUAUUACUUGUUGAAACAAAAACGAUAUUACUGAUAUAAAACAACAUUUAAUUAAACAGUUUGAUUUUUUUCUCAAAAGUUAAGUAACCGCUGUUGUUAUGGCAACAAUUACGUUUCGAUAUGGCGGAUAUUUUGGUUUUGAAGUAAUCUAACUCGAAAAAGAGCUAAGUGACUCACAUUUUUUAUUCGAUUAAAUGCUUUCUCUUAGUAUGAUAUUGAGUUAUUCUGAUUUUAAAAAAAUUCUGUCCACAGACAAUUUUCCAAAUUAGGUAAAUGUGAUUAUUCAUAACAUUUACAAACCAAAUCAUAUAUAAUCAAGAUACCAAAAAUGCGGAUCUAAAUAGUAAAUUAUUCAUUUUUGUAUCGGCGCAGGAGAUAUUAGGCUAUCGUCUUGUUAGUUGUUAUCUGUAACCCUUAGCCAAUCAGUGACUUAGAAAGCUACGUCAUUGUUUAAGAAAUACGUAAUUUAUUGGAAAUUGAACAUGGCUGCCUCGAUAGAGUGAAUAUGUUUUGAUAUAUGAAAUUUAUGUGAAAUAUAUCGAUCGAAUAUUGUUAUGAUGCAUGCAAAGUAAAACGUGGAAAUACAAAGGUUGUCUUUUUCACUGUAAAUGUUUGGCCAUUACCACAUUACCACAAAGUUAUAUGUUAAAUAUUUCUGAAGGAUAAAGGGUCGCAGACGGUGAUGAUAUGCAGGUUAAAUAAAUUAUACUUCUUGAGUUUUCGGUGAGAGUUUAGGACAUAACCAACCGCAUUUUACACACGAACUAAAUAGCUACAGGAAUUAAAUACGCCAAUUAUGGCCAUCGCAAUGAAUCUAUGAUAUUUUAGGCUAUACUAGGUAAUUCACAAUACAGGUGUAUAAAAAAAUUGAACAGAUUUGAAAUUGCUCUCAAUUUCGCAAAACAGCUCGUGGUACCCAUGAUGUAGAAUAAUGAAAAAAAUACUCGAACUCAAAUUGUGUAAACUAGGGGGUGUUUCUUUUCCAACAAACUAAAAAUGGCUUGCGCACGAAAUUUAAAGGCUUUAAUUGUAUUUUGAGUUAAUGGAUGAAAAAUGUGUUGGGUUUUUAAUUACAGCACAAAAUUUCAGAACAUUUGCUUUAGCUUAAGUCCUUUAACUAUUCAUUUUUUCCUAAAAAAAUCAGCCUUUCGCAUGCUUAAUUAAUGCCUUUUAAUACCUAAUUUGCAUAUUGCUGACAUAUGCAAAUUAGGCAAAUGCAUUAAUUAAGCAUGAAAAAGGCUGAUUUUUUAGGAAAAAUGUAAGUUUGCGUGAAUAGUUCCUUUAACUAUAUGAAAUUUCAGACAAUUUGCUUCAGUUUAAGCCCUUUAACUAUAUGAAUAGUAAACUGAAGCAAAUUGUCUGAAAUUUCGUGCAGCAAUUAAACAGCCUACACAUUUUUCAUCCAUUAACUCAAAAUACGAUUAAUUAAAGCUUUUAAAUCUCGUGCGCAAGCCAUUUUUAGUUUGUUGAAAAAGACACACACCCCUGGUUUACAAAAUUUGAGUUCGAGAAAUUUUUUUCAUUAUUCGACAUUAUAAGUACCCAAAGAAGCUAUAUAUGUAGAAAACUGGAUACUAAUAGCUGUUUUGCGAAAUUGAGAGCAAUUUCAAAUCUGUUCAGUUUUUUUAUACACCCUGUGGCUGUGUAUUUCAACUUUGGACUUGAAAAGCGCAUAUUGGCAAAUUUGUUUAUUAUUUAUUUUAGCUUUGCCAACUAGGGCAGGGUCGCCCUUUUUACCUAACCCACGCUGUCAACUCUCCCUGUGGGAGGAAACCGGAGUACCCAGGGGAAACCCACGACUUUCGGCAGAGCGUUGACUUUUACUCUUUUCGCAUGAGGACUGGGUUCGAGUCGCAUUGAGGAAGUUCUCACUGAGGCUUGAACCUGCGGCCUCAGAGGUGAAGGGCAAGUGCGCUAACCACUUGGCGACAAGAAAUGAUGCCUAAGUACAUUUCUUAGGGCAUGUUUCUCUCGAUCAAUCUUGUAAGAACCAUCGCCAGAAGCCAUCGCAUCCAUCUUCAAUACCUACUUCACUUCAAUCUUCACCAGAGAUCAACCUAGCACGGAAAAAGAUUCACGUACGAUCGACGAAGAUUGUGACCAUUCUACAAACAUCACCUUGUUAGAAGACAUCACGUUAACACCAGAUCAUGUUGCUGCAGUCUUAAGAACUCUUGACAAAGAUAAAGCACACGGACCGGAUGGUAUUCCCACUCGUCUACUUACAGAAACAGCGUCAGUAAUAGCACCAUCGCUUUGUGAUCUGUUCAACAAGUCACUGCGCACUGGAGUAGUACCGCGAGAAUGGAAACUGGCCAAUGUCGUUCCUGUUUUUAAGAAGGUAGAUAAGGAAUAUGUUGAAAAUUACAGACCAAUAUCUCUGCUGUCUUUAAUAUCUAAAGUAUUGGAACGCUGUUUGUUCGAAUGCAUCAAACAUCGCGUGUUUAGCCAGAUUAAUCCUUGUCAACAUGGCUUCAUCCCAGGAAGAAAUUGUGUCACUCAGUUAAUCGAAGUGUUCGACACGAUUGGUAACUUGUUGGAUCGUAGUAAACAAAUCGAUGUGUUAUACCUGGACAUGUCGAAAGCCUUCGAUACGGUGAGCCACAAACGUCUUCUCCUUCGUCUUCGUGAUUUCGGAUUUAGUGGUAACAACCUCAAAUGGUUCCAAUCAUACUUACAAGAUCGUAGACAACAAACGACAAUCCUUAGAGCAACAUCAUCUCCUACACCAGUAACUUCAGGAGUACCUCAAGGCUCAAUUCUUGGUCCACUACUGUUCUUGUUAUAUGAAAACGAUCUACCUUCCAGUGUCGUGAAUUCUUCUAUCGCAAUUUAUGCUGAUGACACCAA